Otolemur garnettii (small-eared galago) is the source of this 3293-nucleotide messenger RNA. RefSeq lists its product as uncharacterized. Gene Ontology annotation, biological process: lipid transport. The coding region runs from base 13 to 3258 and encodes 1081 amino acids. The transcript has 22 exons. Gene Ontology annotation, molecular function: lipid carrier activity. The record is from RefSeq and is a predicted model, not a curated record. NCBI's taxonomy places the organism in Eukaryota, Metazoa, Chordata, Mammalia, Primates, Galagidae.
UUUGCUAGCCGUAUGUCAUCUCUGGUGAAGGAGACUAUCAGAUCUGUAGCUCAUUUUCUUUUUUGUUUUCUCAUUAUUUGGAGAAAUCUUCAUAUAUUCCAGAAACAAGUCCCUAACCAGGCAACCUGGAGGCGCAGGCCACAGCGGGCACUGUGGUGUGAGCUGAACAUGAAGGUACUUGGGCAUGAGCUGAGUUUUGUAAACUGUGGGGCGCUGGGGAGCCCCAUGAAGCGUCAGUCCCUGAACUUGGCUGAGCUCGCCAUCAGGCUCCUGAAGGGACAGGAGGUGCGGAUGAGCCGGAGGCUGAGCCUGGCCAUGGAGGAGUUGGUCUUUCCCACCAUGUCUGGCCUUCCAGCCCGGCUGACCCUAAAUGCCUCAGCUGCCAUCAGUGUCCGUGUACGAGGAACGGCCAACUUCCAGCAGCGCUCAGAUUUCUUUGUGAACGGUUAUGUCAAGCUCAGCUCUCAACUCUAUCUCAUCACUGGCGAUGGUGUGAGGAGCCUCAGCCAUGUCCGCAGCCCUUCUGAGGCGAGAUCCUGUACUGGAGAGGAAGUGUCCCGCACUUGGGGAUGGCAGCUGUGCACCGAAGUGACCUGGCCGGCACCUGGCCAGCCCUACCUGCUUGCAGUACCCUUGUUUGCAGCUGUGACACUGCAGAAGCAGGACCAGGGGCUCCGACAGUAUCUGCUGGAAGCUGCCUAUGCUCUUCAUCCGCAGAAGGACAGCUGGUUCCCUCAAGAAGCCACAGCCCACGUCUUCAUGGGGACACCCAAUUCAAAUGUGCUGAGGGACAUCGGACUGGACAUCAGUUACAGCCUGCCCCAGAGGAAGUUCCGGCUCAAGCUUCUCCAUCCCCAGAAGAAAAUAGAGCUUGAUGGAAAGAUGGAGGUUCUCGGGAAUGCCCGCAUGGGUCACUUGGAACUGGUACUGGAUGACAGGGACGUCUACUACAUCAAGGGUCGGAGCGACCUGCAGCCAGCAGAGGAUGGUGAGGUGCAGCGGUUUAAGGCCCAGCUGGAGGUGAAACUGGUGACUGCGGGCAGCCCCAUGGUCCUUGCUGGGAACCUCACAUGGCAGGCUGGCAGCAGGUUGGCCUUCUCUGUGUCCCUGAGCCGUCUGCUGGGUGAUCAGGCCCAUGUGACAGCGCUGCUGGAGAAGAAGAUGGAGGAUGGGCUACAGGUGGCAUCCCUGGCUGCUGAGCUCUUCGUGCCAGGACAGGUGGGCCUGCAUGCCUUGGGCCUGCUGCAGCAGCGGGGCCGCCUCUGGACCAGCUCCCUGCAGAUCAAGUAUGGUCUCCUGGGUCAGGUGAAGCAGCCGGCACACGCGUGCAGCACCAGCCAGAAGCUGCAGACACAGAACAGUGCAGAGGGCACCUACCGGCUGGAGCUGGGCCACGACCUCCACUGCACGCAGAUCCCAGCCUUCAGCCACAAGGUCCAGCUCCAGCAUGAGGAGGGCUGGGGCCACCUGCACUCACAGCUAGAAGUGAGCUACGGGGAGCACUGGGACCAGCAUGGCAACAAGAAGCUCCUCCACGCCAGCCAGACCUUCAGGAACGACUCAGGGCCAGCCCUGAGCAAUCACUUCGUGGAGUUUGUGCUGCAGGUGCCUGAGAGGCAGGUGGAUGGCCGUGCACAGCUGUACCACUCAAGCCUCUGCCAGCCGCACGUGGAGAGCAGCACACACCUCAAGGUGCAGCACAACGGGCGGCUGCUCUUUGUGGCAGGCGGGCAGUGGAAGGACACGUCGAGGGCCACCCUGUGGAAGUGGGAAGGUGCCAUGAACCUGAAUAGUCCAUGGCUGGUGGUCUCUGCAGCUCACAGGCUGUACUGGCCACACAGAGCCACAUUCCAAGCUGUCCUGGAGCUGACACUGGGCAAAGCCUGGACCCUCAAGGGCCUGGUGGUCAGCGUGACCUGCAAGAGUCAGGGCCACAACAGGGAAGGCAAGAUCCAGGUCUACACGCCCACUACCACCUACCUACGGGUUUCCACAGUGAUGGCCUUGGCACAGGGCCUCUUCCACGGCCGGAGUGAACUCGAGUUGCCCUGGAGUGCAACAGUACAGGGGAAGGUCCGUGCCGAGAGCAGCUGGCACCGGAAGAUCCUUCACUGCUGGUGGAAGGGCCCCCAGCAGGAGCUGAACCUAACAGCGGCCUACAGGCAUGUGGAGUGGCCCCAGAAGACCCACCUGUUGCUCACAGCUCUGAGGACCUGUGCACGGGGCCAGCCUCAGGGUCUGCAGCUGGAGGGCAAGCUGGAGGAGCAGAAGCGAGGAAGGAUGUUGUACCAGAAGCGGGGGACCCUGUUCCUUAGGCACCCCCUGCCCCUGCCCAUCCCACAGAGCCUCCUGCUGCAGGAGACCUUCACAGCCAACAGGCAACACCAGCGUUACUCCCUGGAGACGAGGGUUGUCCUGAACGGCCGAGAGGAGACCCUGCAGACUAUGGUCUUGGGCCGCCAGGCUGGACACCCCUAUGUCUGUGCAGGUCUGACACACCCUUACCAGAAUAAGGCCAUCCCCAGGAGCUUGGAGGGGUGCCUGGUCACUUGGAAUCAGCACACUGCUAAGAACAAGGAGGUUGAGGCCACUUUGAAGGUCAACCAGAAAGUCAUGCUGCACUUAAAGGGCUUGCAUCGUGACAGAUCUCAGCACGGAGAAAUCUGGCACAGCCUGGCCCUGGAUAUGGCUCAUUCCUCCCAGCUGAGGUUCCCUCAGGCCCUGAGCUUGGAUGGGGGUGUCAUCGUUAAGUGGAGUCCCCAGGGAGUAUUCAACUUCAGCCUAGACGCACAAGCUGCCAUCAAGCAUGACGUCGCAUCCCAGGUCUCAGUCCAGCUGAGCGGAUCCGACUCCUACUUUGUGUUUUCCGUCCGGCUCAGACAUCCUCACAGACCAGCGCUCCCUCCAGACUUGCAGGUGCAGGUGGCUGCUGGGUGCUCCAGAGCACGCAGCCUCAAUGGGUCCCUGUCUGUGCACACGUCCGGCCAGGAGCUGGUUCUGCUGGAGGUCAACACCAGCCAGGAUGCCCGGAGGAGCAACAGGGCCUGGGACGUGAGUGUCCUCCUCCACCAGGCAGUGCUCAGAGCCUCCCAGGCUGUCCAGCUGCAGCUGUUGGGCAAGAUCACCCCAGCAAGGAUUUGGCUGUUUUACAAGGCGCUGCUGGACCAGAACACAGUGCAGCUUCUCCUCAAGGCAUCCGAGGACCUGCGGGGAGGCUGGGUCCUGACACUGCAGAGCCAUGCCCAGCACACCUCCUGACCCUGGAGCAGCAGCGCCCCACCUCCUGACCCUGG